CGUUAAAAACUAAAGAAGAAGAAGACGUACAUGCUGCUAAAGAAGUGUUUCCUUCAAAGAGUGAGAAUCAUUGCUGUGGGUUCCAGUCAGUUGAACUGGUACAGAGAACCGGUACCUUAAGUUUGAAGUUGUCUGGACCGGCUGGGCUGCUUUUAUCUUCAUUGAGCCGCGAUGACGCUCAUUAUGAGCAAAGAUUCAGCCAUCCUUCAGGGGGCGUUCCUCCAGUCGGAGAAGCUGUGUCUCCCCUCAUCCCUGUCCUCGAUUCACAAAGUGGACUGGAUCCGUGUUGGGAGCCCGAUCGUGCUGGCAGUCCGAGAAAUCUGUGGACCAGAUGAACCUGGCGGUCAGCCCAACUUUCAAGCUUUAAGUUGGAAGAAGAGGAUCGUUUGUGUUGUGUGGUUGAAGCUGUUGAGUAGAGAGGCUCAGGAGGAUGUUGAAAAGGCAUGGAGGGAGAAUCCAUUCUUCUCUCUUCAGAACAGCCUCCCUGAGAUGAACCACGUUGUCCUGCUGGAGCUGGUGAAGUCAACUGCAGCCGCACGUAUUUUUGCCCAUUUCCUGCUUCACCUUCCUCAGCCUCGGAUCGGCACCGAGCUUGCAAGGCUAGCGGAGCAUGUCAGGAGCGAUCCUGCCAGGGAAGAAGAUGUCAGAUUUUUUCUGGAGGUUUGGUGGGAACUGUGGAAAGGCAGAGAUGAACUUAACGCAGGGAACGAAGAAACUAUAGAGACAAUGUUUGCCAACCAGUUUGCCCGUCUGUUCUCAGGUUGUCCCAGUCUGACUCCUCACGCUGCUAAAAGGUUGAAGCUGGACUCUGUGGAUAUGACGGCAUCAUCUGCAAACACUGACAUUCUGCACAUUUUCCUUCAUGCACUGAAAGACAUGACAGAUCUGGUAUCUUCUACAGAUGUGUGUUUUCAAUCCUUAUCCAUUUCUCUUGAUGCUCUGUACACAUCCUUCCUGAUAAAGGAGGAAGUUGUUCUUCCCGUCACAGAGAAGUUGGACUAUCUGUGUGAAGUGAUCUACUGCAGAGGAGAGAACGAGACGCUCAGUCCUGAACUUAUUCAGGACGCUCAGAGAGACUUGUGGGCUUCUCUGUCACCAUCUCAGUUUAAGCCCAGCAGGAUGAAGGUGUUUGAAGCCUUGAAGAUCAUAACUGAUCUCACACAGCUUUGGAAAGAUAAAGGCCUUCUGACCGUCAGCAGCCCUUUGAUUCCACGUUACUCUGGGUUCCACCUACAGCGGAGCGUCCAGAGAGUUCUGACAGCUCUGGGUGAAUCUCCUGAAGCUGUGACGGAGAAGAACACGCUCAGGAAUCUGCUCAAGUCACUGGAUCUCCCUGCUCCUGAGAACACUCCUGAACUUCAGGCUCAGGUAACCGCGAUCAUCAUCACUCACCUCCUGCAGGACUACGAGAGCUUUGCAGAGCUGUUUGCAGGCCAGACAUCUUGGGCCCGUUCUGAGAACUGGGUUAACUGCCUGGAAAAGAAUCAAGCAGCCUUCUGCCACCACCGUGCUCUCCUCAGCCUCUCCACUACCCUCAUGAGUCUCGUACACAUCGAGAGCUCAGAUGUUAGUCAGUGCAGGAAGCUGAUGAAAAUCACUGCAGAUAUUUUCUCUGCACUUUCUUUAGAAGACAAGAACCAAGCACUGGCUGCCAUGCUGGUGUUGUCCAGCAGGGGCUUCUUCAGCCGUCCUGUCCCCUCCGCUGUGACGGAGGGGUUCGAUCAGGAGCUCAACAUGGCCUUCAACUGCAUCAUCCAAGGUGGGGGCGGAGCCUCAGCAGUAGUGUCGCAGGGCAACCUGACCACUGCGGUCUCCUUGGUAGCGAGGGUGGCCUUUCAGAACCCAGAGGCAGCUUUAAAGUCCUGCUGCCACUCGGCUGUUUUCAACAAGGGAGCCUUCUCCCUGAUGGCCAAGAUCCUGCAUCAGCUGCCUGGACUCCAAGAUCAGAGGGGAGGAAAGGAAGGAGAACCUAAAAAUGAUGGAUUCAUUUCUCUGAGUGGUAGGAGUCUGCUUUGCAGGUGUUUGCAGGAGACAGUCGGGAACAAAUCUAUGUCAGCCAGUGAAAAGGAGCAGCUCCUCAGGUUCCUGGGUCUGCUGAUGACGUCACACGUGAUAAAAGAGGAGGAAGAGAAGAAACAAAGCUUCCUGUCCCCUCAGAAGGUCGUCAACACUUUUGUCCUUCCCAACCUCUCAGCUGUGGGUGACGAUAGCCUAGAUAUAGAGUUCAGUCUGCAGCUUCUCCACGCUGCUCUCUCUGUGGAAGCAGCUCCUUCCCCUCACUGGGUGUUGGGCUGCUCUCCCUUCCCCCUCCUCUUUGUACUGGCCCAACUUUACAGCCAGGCUUAUAGAUGUUGGGAGGAGCCACCAAAGGGCGCCAUCCGCCUCCGCUCCAUGGACACCAAGGAGCUGCUGGUGUCAGUGCUGACCACACUGGGGGAGGUGGUGGGUGCAGAGGUGGAGGCCAACCCCAGCAGAUGGUCCAGAGCGCUGUUCUGGCUCCACAACAAGACUGAGGAGUUGGAUUGGACCGUUCAGUUCCACCUGAAGGCUGUGUGGGGACAGCACUUUAAAAACGAGGUGCCCUCCUCUAUGCUGGAAGUGUGUGACCUUCCUGAACAGGAGUGGACAGGCCUGGACCUCCCUGAGUACGGCCAGGGCACGGGGCUUUUAGCCUGGAUGGAGUGCUGCUCCCUGUCCGACUCCCUGCGGUCCACUAUGCUGUCCUGUCUUUCUCUGGACCGACACCGGCCUGACCAUGUCAGCAUGUUUAGCAAAGGCCUGCUGGUGGCGCUGACGCAGACCCUACCCUGGUGCUCCAUCUCCCAGUGGGCACGGCUGCUGGGGGUUCUGAGGGAGCUGAUCACGUCGGCCCGACUGAAUGUCCCCUUCUCUCUGGAGUACGUGGACUACCUGCCCCUCCUGGACCUGAGACAGUUCUCAUGUGAGCUCCGCCUGUCGGUUCUCCUGCUGCGUGUACUUCAGUUCCUCUGCGGCUCCAGCUGCUCCAACUGGCUGUUCUGUGACGGCUGGGCCCACAUCUGCAGGUUAUAUGCCUAUACUGUGAGAGACAUAAUGAACUGUGUUAAAGCCAAGCUGCCUUUGCAUUCACCUUCUGCUGUCCCAGCUUCAGCAGCUCCUAACACUCCUGAUUCCACACACUUAAAUUUAUCUGUCAAAGCUGCAAAAAUAGAUCAUGAUCCUGUGAAACAUGCAGAAGACUCUCCUCAGGAAUCAGAAGAUGCUCAUAUGGUGGCGGGGGUGCAUACAGCUCCAAGCCAGGAGGUCCUCUUUGUUCUCAGCCAGCUUUUCUGCCAUGUUCAGCACAUCCAGGUGAUGAUACCAGGAGGCCAGUCCGAGCCUCUGUUCCUGUGCAGUCUGGAGAUCCUCAGUCACUACGAGGCCAUCAUGGCUGCUUUCCCAGACAGCUGCAGCCACGUGGAGAGCGACAACACACGCCACUUCUUCUCCACCAUCACUGACAACCUGAACAACCAGCAUAUGAAGGCUGUGCUGAAGCAGAAGAUCGCUCAGCUUGUGUCGUCUGCAGCUUGAUCAGACACUGAGAACGUGUUUCUACUUCAGACCACAUGCUGAAGAUUCUUCAACAAUGAGACGCGUUGAGUUUCAGAAUCCACUCUUUACUCGGCUGUAAAAACUGAAAUCUAGAGAAAUAAAUGUUAUUUUCCAAUGAAA
Molecule: messenger RNA, 3693 nt
Organism: Girardinichthys multiradiatus
Lineage: Eukaryota; Metazoa; Chordata; Actinopteri; Cyprinodontiformes; Goodeidae
Gene: gemin4
Product: gem (nuclear organelle) associated protein 4
Exons: 6
Coding region: 172-3552 (1126 amino acids)
Biological process (GO): spliceosomal snRNP assembly; rRNA processing
Cellular component (GO): SMN complex
Source: RefSeq, a predicted model, not a curated record